CCGAAGCGACCAUAAAUAACGCGCCCACUUCCUCCACCACAUACUACAGUUAUGGCGACGCAAUUGUGUGAUAAUAAGUCUGUGUGAAAUGGUGGUGGUUAUUGGGGCUAAUAAAUGAGUUGUAUUGUUUACAAGAACAUAACGGCUUCUCCCCGUAAUUUGAAGAAAGUUUGAUGCUGGACACCCAACAGCACAACAUUAACGGCUCCAUGGCAGGGCAUUGGUGGGGAAGUCUGAGCCGCUGUCUGUGGCGCGAGGACUUCUGGCUUCCCGAGGGCUUGGCGUGGGACGACCUCCGAUCCACAGACCAGCUCCACUACCCGGACCCGUUCGACAUCUGGUUCUAUCCGCUCAUUCUCAGCGGCGUUUAUAUCCUUUUCUGCAGCUGGAUCGUGGAGCCUUUCGUUCUCGCUCCUUUGACGACUCUGCUGGGAGUCUCGAACAAACGAUACCCAAGACCGCAGCCAAAUGAGACUCUGGAGAACCUCUACCGAAAAUACCAAAUGAAAGUGCCACUCAAGGCACUAAUCAAGUCCUCGGAGACGACGGGUUUAAAUGAACGCCAGAUAGAAAGGUGGUUACGCAGCAGGUACAAGUCUCAGCGCUUCAACCAGCGCGAUAUGUUCAUUGACUGCGGAAUUAAACUUUUAGGCCACACAAUGUUCGCUGUUUAUGGGUAUACCAUCAUGUUCUCAAAGCCUUGGGUGUGGGACAUCACACUGUGCUGGGAGAAUUAUCCAUUCCAUACCUUACCGAGGGAUAUAUGGUGGUAUUAUAUCUCCGUUCUCACUGUAUACUGGAAGCUCUUUGUAUCCGAGUCCUUGCAGCCAGGAAGGAAACAGGAUGACCGACUGUUCAUGAUCCUCCACCACGCCGUUACAGUCCUCCUCAUGACAUUCUCAUGGACGUGCAACUUCAUAAGAAUUGGAAGCCUAGUGCUGAUGGUCCACGAGAUCGCCGACGUCCCCCUCCUGGCCGCCAAGAUGUGCAGGUAUGCGGGUAAAGAAGCGGCUGCCAAUAUCAUCUUCCCUCUGUUCCUCGUCGUCUGGAUCGUGACUCGCUGCGUCCUAUACCCCUUUUGGAUCAUGCGCAGUAUGUUCUUCGAUGCCACGCGGUACAUGUCCGUCAUGCCCUCGGCCUACGUGUUCAUAGCACUCCUAACGGGGCUCCUCAUGCUCAAUCUGAUUUGGACGUGGUUGAUCCUAAGCAUUGUUGUCAGGAAGAUUCGAGGAGGAAAACUACAAGAUUUCCGAUCAUCCUCCGAGAGUGAAAAUGAAGAAGAAAACAAGAAAAGAAGAUAAAAGUAUAACAUCAAAGAAUUUUUAUGUCUCAUUCCCCAUAAAAGCAAUCUCUCACUGUUAACUUGCCUGCAUAUUUCAUACUGCUUUUACCAUUCUUACUUCUUCAGUAUAACAUUAAUUGCAGUAUAAAAAAGCCAGUGAUACUCUUAUAACUGUAUAACGUGUUGGAAAACUUUAUCAUUAGAAGCAUAUCAUUAUGAUUAUUAUUGUCAUUGUUAUUGUUAUUAUCAUUAUUAUUAUUACUAUUAAUAUUAUUGUUAUAAUUAUUUAUUAUUAUCAUAAAAAUAACAGUGCUGCUCGAGUAACUGUAUAACGUGUUGGAAAACUCCAUCAUUAGAAAUAUUUCAUUAUCAUUAUUACUGCUAUCAUUAUCUUUAUUGUUAUUAUUAUU
Penaeus chinensis is the source of this 1692-nucleotide messenger RNA. RefSeq names its product ceramide synthase 5-like. Gene Ontology annotation, biological process: ceramide biosynthetic process. Gene Ontology annotation, cellular component: membrane. The coding region runs from base 174 to 1301 and encodes 375 amino acids. The record is from RefSeq and is a predicted model, not a curated record. The transcript has 2 exons. Gene Ontology annotation, molecular function: sphingosine N-acyltransferase activity. Lineage: Eukaryota; Metazoa; Arthropoda; Malacostraca; Decapoda; Penaeidae.